AGUAUUAAUCUGAAGUCUUCUCUGACUAGUUGUAUUGAUAAGUUUUUAGCACACCACUUGUAGUUAAUUAAAAGAAAUAAUUGCACUGUGAACUUACGAAAAUGAUUUUCUACACGAUUUUCGCACUUGUUUUUGGGGUUAUAGUUUAUAUUUGGUAUAACGCGAGGAAGGCCUUGUCUUAUUGGAGUGAUAGAAAUGUUCCAGUACUCAAGCCAAAAUUUCCAUUGGGAAACCUCGGUGAAGUUGGAAAGAAACAUAUUGGAGAUGUAUUUGGAGACGCAUAUCUAAAAUUGAAAGGGAAAGAGCCCUUUGCGGGUUUCUACAUGUUGAUGUCACCCGUUGUAGUGCCACUGGACUUGGAUUUCAUCAAAGAUAUCCUCAUUAAGGACUUCCAGUACUUUGCUGAUCGUAAAAUAUUCUACAAUGAGAAGGAUGAUCCAUUGUCAGCCCACUUAUUUGCUAUUCGUGGAGAAAAGUGGAGACGUUUCAGACAACAAUUGACUCCCACAUUUACAUCAGGGAAGAUGAAAAUGAUGUUCCCACUCGUGAUUGGUCAAGCGAAAAAUCUGCAGAAGUAUAUUGACAAACAUAUUAAUGAAAGUUAUAUGGAACUCAAGAACGUCUGCAUACGAUUUACGGCUGAUGUUAUCGGUAUUUCUGCUUUUGGACUGGAAUGUCGUGCAUUGUUAGACGAGGAUUCGGAGAUCCUCAAAGUAGGGAAACACUUUUUUUCUUUCAAUACAUUUGUGAAACAAGUUAAGUUCUUUUUCUCGAUGGUUUGUGAAGAUUGGGCUCGCAAACUGGGCUUACGCUUUAAUCAUCCGGAAAUGGAGGAAUUCUUCAUGAGGGUUAUCAAGGAAACGGUUAGACAACGAGAAGCCGGUAUUAUUGAUAGAAAUGACUUCAUGAAACAUCUUAUGGAAAUCAAGAAUUCUUCGAAGGAAGAUGGUGUUCUUAGUAACUUGACAUUUAAUGAAUUGGCUGCUCAAGCUUUCAUUAUCUUUUUCGCUGGUUUUGAAACAUCUUCUACAACAAUGGAGUGGACUUUGUGCCACUUUGCUUUGUAUCCUGAGAUUCAAGAACGAGCUCGUCAGGAAGUCAGGGAUGUGAUGAAGAAAUACAAUGGAGAAUUGACGUAUGAGGCCGUUCAAGAGUUUACCUACUUGAGACAAUGCAUUGAUGAAACUCUUCGGAUUUACCCUCCUGGUGUAUUACUCUUUCGUCUGUCCGUUGAGAACUACAGAGUACCAAAUACAGAUCUAAUUAUUGAGAAGGGUACCCAGGUACUCAUUCCUGUAAUGGGUAUUCAUAUGAAUCCGGAUAUUUACCCCAACCCUCAUGUAUUCGAUCCUGAUCGUUUUACUUCGGACAAUAGCAACAAUCGUCAUCCUAUGGCUUAUUUGCCUUUUGGUGAUGGCCCAAGGAAUUGCAUUGGAAAACGUUUUGCACUAAUUCAAGUGACAGUUGGUCUCGCCUACAUCUUAAACUACUUCAAAUUUACAAUGAACUCGAAAACUAAAUUACCCCUCGAGAUUGAUCCUACAGAUAUACCGCUCCAUGUUAAAGGAGGGGCUUGGUUCAACGUAGAAAAGCUCGAGUAAUAACAGCAAUAUCGAUAAGUAAUUCACUUGAAUUGCGAUAAUAGCAUAUAUUUGUUUUUGUUUAUUAUGGUAUCAAAGGGAAAUUAACUUUUGAGGUAAAAGGGUAAAUAAAUAAAGUAUGACAAUCUGUG
Molecule: messenger RNA, 1732 nt
Organism: Phlebotomus papatasi
Lineage: Eukaryota; Metazoa; Arthropoda; Insecta; Diptera; Psychodidae
Product: probable cytochrome P450 6a13
Exons: 2
Coding region: 102-1601 (499 amino acids)
Molecular function (GO): iron ion binding; oxidoreductase activity, acting on paired donors, with incorporation or reduction of molecular oxygen; heme binding
Source: RefSeq, a predicted model, not a curated record